Messenger RNA from Erigeron canadensis, 861 nucleotides. RefSeq lists its product as uncharacterized. The transcript is spliced from 5 exons. Lineage: Eukaryota; Viridiplantae; Streptophyta; Magnoliopsida; Asterales; Asteraceae. Bases 1 to 861 code for a protein of 286 amino acids. The record is from RefSeq and is a predicted model, not a curated record.
AUGCUAGGACUUGCCAAAAGAAUCAAUGCAAGGUUACAAGUACAAGUGAGGUUUAUGGAGACCCUCUUGGGGAUACUCAAAAGGAAUCCAAAGAGGCCGGUUGUUGCCGGAGAGGAGGUUUCAGUUGCCAUUGACGGGGAGGAGGUUUCAGUUGCUGUUGACGGGGAGGAGGAUUCCGUUGUUGUCGACAGAGAUGAGGUUUCUGUUGGUGUCGACGGAGAGGAGGUUUCUGUUGGUGUCAACGGAGAGGAGGUUUCUAUUGCUAUCGACGAAGAGGAGGUUUAUGUUGCUGUUGACAGAGAGGAGGUUUCUGUUGCUGUCGAUAGGGAGGAGGUUUAUGUUGCUGUCGACGGAGAGGAGGUUUUCGUUGCUGUCGACGAAGAGGAGUUUUCCGUUGCUGUCGACGGAGAGGAGGUUUCUGUUGCUGUCGACGGAGAGGAGGUUUAUGUUGUUGUCGACGGAGAGGAGGUUUCUGUUGCUGUCGGCGGAGAGGAGGUUUCUGUUGCUGUCGACGGAGAGGAGGUUUCUGUUGUUGUUGACAGGGAGGAGAGAGAAGGUUUCUGUUACCGUCGCGGAGAGGAGGUUUUUGCUGUUGACGGAUAUGAGGUUUCUGUUGCUGUCGACGGAGAGGAGGUUUCUGUUGUUGUCGACGGAGAUGAGGUUUCUGUUGCUGUCGACGAAAAGGAGGUUUCUGUUGCUGUUGUUGAAGAGGAUUCUGAGGUUUUCGCUGUUGUCGACGGAGUGGAGGUUUCUGUUGUUGUUGACGGAGAGGAGUUUUUUGUUGCUGUCGCCGGAGAUGAGGUUUUUGUUGAUGUUGUUGAAGAGGAUUCUGUUAUUGCUUCGAAUAUAGCUCAAAUCUAG